This is a messenger RNA of Xylona heveae TC161, 2828 nucleotides long. RefSeq lists its product as hypothetical. Gene Ontology annotation, molecular function: DNA binding. The coding region runs from base 96 to 2732 and encodes 878 amino acids. NCBI's taxonomy places the organism in Eukaryota, Fungi, Ascomycota, Xylonomycetes, Xylonales, Xylonaceae. The transcript has a single exon. Gene Ontology annotation, cellular component: nucleus. The record is from RefSeq and is a predicted model, not a curated record.
GGCCAACCACCUCCAGCUAGCCGCCAAGUUUCCCAGUGACCUAGUCACUCCACCGACCGCCUUCGUCCAGGACUACGCCCCAUUUCGAUAAAGAAAUGCCGUCCAAAUAUCGAGAAAAGGACAUGAACGGCGAGAAGAGCCGUCCAAAGUCCUCUCAUUCAUCGCGAAGACCAUCUUCGAGCACCAUCAAAGACUCUCACCGUCGAUCAGUUGCCCACAAGAAAUCAAUCACCUCGGACACGCAAUCGAGCAUUCACACCCCCGCCAUGUCAAUUCCGGAGCUUGGUAGGCGUUCCUCGAUGACGUCUUCUUCGUACCCAUCAUUCUCCAAAGCACACAGCAAAGAAUCAGUUCGGCCCGGUGCAGCACCAUAUACACCCGAAUCGACCGCCUUAGAUGGAAAGACUGGAGACAAAAUCAAGCGGACUUCUUCGUCAAAAGAACAAUCGAGACAGGCCACCAGAGAUGAAGCUCCUCCCAGCCCACCGCUUACUGCUGUGGAGCCGGAUGGGCCACGGAGUGGAAGCAGGAGCAGCAUGAGGAAAGUGGCCGAGACAGUCAGGGAGGAAAUGGAACAGGGCCGGCGGAGUGUUGAUAGCGGCUCACGCACGACCGCACGACCAAAAUCCAAAUCCUCAAGUGCUAGCCUACGGAAACGGUCAAAGGAAAAGGAAAGCAGCGGCAAGCUCUCGUCAAGAUCAUCUGCAACCAAGUUGAACUCUUCGGGAAGCGGAAGCAAGCCAAAGCCUGCUGUGGUUGUCGAAGAAAAAUCGGACAUCUCGCGCAAUGAACGCCCAUCCUCAGCAGGGAUCAACGUGGAAAGAAUACGAAAGGCUGGCUCAGCACUGUCGGUCGACUCUCAAGCGACUUCAGUGGCUCGAGACCGCAAGGCAGUACCCCUGCCUUCUGGUCGCUCAUCAAGAGGAGGUUCGUCCCCUGUAUCAUGUCAAGAUUCAUCUCCAAGGACGCCCACGGGCCGAGAGCCCCAUUUUGCGCCCAUUGAGCCUACCCGAAAAGCUACCCCAGUUGUCGAAGUGCACAUUGAAACAAAUAAUAAUUAUGACUAUGAUUCUACAUAUUCAGCGGGAGAUCCGUCUGCCUAUCCUGCUCCACCUCCGCCGCCGCCGCCACCGCCACCACCAGUCGUGCCGCAGGAUGUACCGCGAGUCGACUACCUAUUACAAAAUGGGGGACUGACGAGCGUGGUUCCGAGGAACUUUAUGUUAGCAGGGCAACCCGCUGUAGCACAACAGUUCCCCGCGGCGCGGUUACAGUCUCCCCCUCGGGCUCAAGUCGAAAAGGUGUUUUCUCCAUUCAAUGAUUUGCUCGAAGACUACUCCACCGUUUUAUCAAAGAAAGGCUCACUUGCUGUUGCGACCGGCUACAAAUCCAUUGCUCGAAGGCUACUCGACCGGCUCGAAGCUGUUUUCGCGCGAAACAUAUCAUCCGAGCAUUGUCACUGCAGCCUUUGCCAGUCAAAGAAUGAUACAAAAGAACAAGGAGAAGAGACAUGGGUCAGUUGGGGAGAGGUUCUCGAGUUUGUGUCAGGUCGUCGGGAAUUGCCUCAAUGGCCUCCAUUCUCCCUUAUUAAUGAAGACGUUGGGUUGGGCAUUCACAACUCGGAACGGCGCACUCCAAUGCAACAGCUUGACAUUGACGUACCGGAAGAAUUUCGGGAGCACUACAUUCGACAAAGUCGCAAGACAAAGGAUGUAGUUGACAAAUGGCUGGCCUCUCAGCCCGAGCAGCCCUCGAGCGCCCCGCAGGAGGUUGACGACGAUACACUUACCUUUGCUAUUCUUACACGUCUUGAGCCAGAACAGCGCCAGGGCUUCAUGAGCCUCAUGGGCCGAUCAUCAACAUUUUCAGGAUCACGCGCACCAACGCCAACGGUCAAAUCUAUCAACUCGGAACAAUUAUCCAAGACGGGCCUGGCCUUGCAGCGAUUAUACCGACUACCGACCCCACCACGCGAACCAGAAGCUGCAGUUUAUCUCCUCAACAACUCUAGUCUGCACGUUGUACUUGCCACGCUCGCCGCCAUCAGCCAAGGAGAAUGGGAUGUCCUCGUAUCAGGCCGCUUCGAUGGUUUCCUCUGGAGCGGCAUCGAGUACCCCCCAACGGCAUCGAUUCUCUCUAACGGCCCUUCGCGAGGUCCGACGCCACUCAGUAGAGGCCCGACACCGUACAGCCCUGAACGAGGUAGCUCUGCAACACCCUUCCGCACAUCCACGCCAUUCUAUAACAACAAUACUGGUGCUGGAUCAUCGAUCUCUAGAGGCGCCACCCCUGCUCCCGGUGGGCCCGGCGCACCUCUUCCAAUGGAUGAAGAAGCCGAAAUUGCCGUGCUCGCAGAAGUCGAACGCGAAAUCUACAUGGGCAUGGAAGCGCUCGAAGACGCUUUCGAGGCCCUCCACAGUAAAGCCGAAAUCGUACGGAGCGCAAUCAGAGAACGAAGUACCGGUUUAGCACUCGCCUCGCAGGCUCGAAAGGGUUCUAUGGCUUCCAAUCUCGACGCCCGACUUGGCACGCCGGCAAGUGGUAUCGGUGGCUGGGAAAGCGAAAAUGACGAAUGGAUCGACGACGGCCUCAGCGAACUUGCGCCAGAUGAUUCGGCGAGUAAUGUCAGCAGCUCGCGCAUCCGUCGGCCGAAACGAAGAAACGAGAGACGAACCCCCGCCCCAGUGGAGGAAGAGGGCAGCGAUAUCGAAGCGGAAAUGGCGAGGCGGUAGUCGAUGACUGAAGCAUGAUGACGUUAUAAUCUUUUUUCCAGCGUCUCCCUUUUGUGUUGCAUUGAUUUUUUUUUUUUUUUUUUUUUUUUUUUUUUU